This is a messenger RNA of Dichotomopilus funicola, 1500 nucleotides long. RefSeq names its product mitochondrial ribosomal death-associated protein 3-domain-containing protein. NCBI's taxonomy places the organism in Eukaryota, Fungi, Ascomycota, Sordariomycetes, Sordariales, Chaetomiaceae. The transcript is spliced from 2 exons. Bases 1 to 1500 code for a protein of 499 amino acids. Gene Ontology annotation, molecular function: structural constituent of ribosome. Gene Ontology annotation, biological process: mitochondrial translation. The record is from RefSeq and is a predicted model, not a curated record. Gene Ontology annotation, cellular component: mitochondrial small ribosomal subunit.
AUGCCGGUGCCAAACAGCCUGCGCUGCCUCGUGCGGCCGUCGACAGGGCUCCCCGUUUCGAUACCACGAACUGCAGCUUCCCUCGGGGUGCCUUCCGCUGGCCUUCUAGGGACUCCUCUCCUCGCUGCCGCGUCCUUCUCAACAACAAGCUCCAGGAGUGAAGGGGCGAGCGGCAUCGCCAAAAACCACCACCGCGGCGGGAAAAAGACCUUCACGGUCAAGAAGAAGGCAUUCGUCCUCGAGCGGGGCAAGUCCCCGCUGCCCGGCGAGCGCAAGGCCUACCGCAAGCGCAUCAUCCUCAGUAACGACAACGCUCUCGCCGUGCCGUGGCUGACCGACCUGGGGCCUGCCGAGCUGUCCAACGAGAACAAUGUCGCCCGCGUCAUGGGUAUUCCGGAAGAGGUGCAGGACCAACUGCGAGCCAGCGAGGCUUUCAAAACGACGCAGUGCUGGCGCAUGUUCAGGAAGCCGGCUGUGCUGGUGCGCAAGGAGACGGUUGAUUUGACAAGGCGGAUGGAUCGAGCGGCUCAGAACAAUGAGAUGUUGCGUUUGGUCGUGACGGGUGACAAGGUGGCUGGCAAGAGCUUGAUGCUGCUGCAGGCGAUGACACACGCGUUUCUCAACGACUGGGUCGUGAUCCAUAUUCCAGAGGCCCAGGAACUGACAACGGCUUGCACCGAAUACGCCCCGAUACCCAACACCGACCCCCUCCAAUACAUGCAGCCGGUGUACGCCCUCAAGCUCAUCCAAGCCAUCAAAAAGGCCAACGAAAAGGUCCUCUCCAAAACCUUCACCCGCAACGCCCACCCUCACCUCCCACAAAACAUCCCCGCCAACACCCCCCUCCUGACCCUCGCCAACGUGGCCAAGGAGUCCGAAGCCGCCUGGCCCGUCUUCCAAUCCCUCUGGGCCGAACUAACCGCCCAGGGCGUCGCCCGUCCGCCCAUCCUGCUCAGCAUCGACGGCCUCGCCCACAUGAUGAAGAUCUCCGACUACCGCACCCCGGCCUUCGACCUCAUCCACUCGCACGACCUGGCCCUCGUCCGGCUGUUCGCCAACGCCUUCGGUGGCGGUCUCAAGCUGCCUGCGGGCGGCGCCGUGAUCGGCGCUACCAGCCGUAGCAACGCGCCCCGCUGCCCGAGCCUGGAACUCGCUGUUUCCCGGCGUGAGGUGGAGCAGCGCAUCGAGGCUAGCAGCAAGGCGGCCGGUUCCGGUUCCGGUGCCGAGACUACCGCUACGGCUACGGAGGAGGUUCCGCAGCGGGAUCCGUACUUCCGCGGGUAUGAUGACCGUGUUGAGGCGGUGCUGCGAUCGGUCGAGGUGCUUCGUGUCGGCGCGAUUGACAAGAACGAGGCGCGUGCUGUGAUGGAGUACUGGGCGGCUAGUGGUAUGUUCCGCUCGGUGGUGGACACGAAGACGGUCACGGAGAAGUGGACGUUGGGUGGGAAUGGGGUGUUGGGUGAGAUGGAGCGGGCGUCGUUGUUGAGUAUGCGCAUGUGA